Messenger RNA from Salvia splendens (bonfire salvia), 2361 nucleotides. RefSeq names its product ribonuclease 3-like protein 3. Gene Ontology annotation, cellular component: cytoplasm; nucleus. Gene Ontology annotation, molecular function: ribonuclease III activity; RNA binding. The coding region runs from base 39 to 2186 and encodes 715 amino acids. Gene Ontology annotation, biological process: siRNA processing. Lineage: Eukaryota; Viridiplantae; Streptophyta; Magnoliopsida; Lamiales; Lamiaceae. The record is from RefSeq and is a predicted model, not a curated record. The transcript is spliced from 8 exons.
AACCUAAGCCAGUAUAGCAUAGCUCUUGCUCCUACGAGAUGGAGGCGAUGGACAUGGACGCGACGGGAUACUCUGGCGAUGAGGUUGAAGAAAUAUCGGACAUUGAAGCAUCGGUAAAGGCAGUGGAGAAUCUCCUCGGUUAUUGUUUCAAGCAGAAGAAGCUUCUGGAAGAGGCCUUGACUCACUCCUCCUGCGCUGACUCCCCCUCCGCCUCCUACCAGCGCCUCGAGUUCGUCGGCGACGCCGCUCUUGGCUUGGCCGUCGCCAACUUCGUUUACCUUUACUAUCCCGGCCUCGAUCCCGGGAAGCUCUCGCUCCUACGCUCCGCCAACACCAGCACUGAGAAGCUUGCGCGCGUCGCCGUCCGCCACCGCCUCUAUAAGUACGUACGCCACAAUGCCGCUGUCCUUGAAGAAAAGGUCACAGAAUUUGUAAGGGCAGUACAAGAGGAGAAGGAAUUUGAGAUAUAUGGGGGUUUGGUCAAAGCCCCGAAAUUUCUUGCGGAUAUUGUGGAGUCCGUGGUAGCUGCUUUGUAUAUUGAUUGCAAUUUUGAUUUACAUAUUACAUGGAAGAUCUUUAGACAUCUUCUAGAACCCAUUGUAAUGCUAAAUGAUCUGGAGCAACAACCACAACCUGUAACUAUGCUCUUUACGUUAUACCAAAAGGAUGGAAACCAGGUUCGUAUAAGUUACGAGAAGAUAGGAGAGAAAAUAUCUGCUACUGUUACCGUCAAUGGGGAGUUUAUUGCAUCUGCUUCUUCCGAGCAUAGAGAACUGGCAAAGCUCCUUGCUGCAAAGGCUGCUCUUGAAAAGCUGUCUCAUAGAUCUUACAACCAAUUGAAGGAUACCAUAUUCGAUCAUAUCAAUAUGGAUGGUGAAAUUGAAGAAGCAAAACAGAAGCUGCAUGAGCUGUGUGGCAAGAAGAAAUGGUCAAAACCAAACUACAAAAUCCUUAAAGAAGCCUGGGUUGCUAAUCAGAAGAGAUUUACAUGCUGUGUUGAAAUUGAUUUAUCAAUGGGUUCACUUGUGAUGGAUGGGAAAGAGAAGCCAAGACUGAGAGAGGCAGAGAGCUCAGCAGCUUCAGCAAUGCUCUUCGGUCUUCAAAACUCAGACUUUUCUUGCUCAUACGAUAUGGAGGCGACCGGAUACGUUGAGGUUGAAGAAAUAUCGGACAUUGAUGCAUCGGUAAGGGCGGUGGAGAAUCUCCUCGGUUAUCGUUUCAAGCAGAAGAAACUUCUGGAAGAGGCCUUGACUCACUCCUCCUGUUCCGACUCCGCCUCCUACCAGCGCCUUGAGUUCGUCGGCGACGCCGCUCUUGGCUUGGCCGUCUCCAAUUUCGUUUACCUCCACUAUCCCGGCCUCGAUCCCGGGAGGCUCUCGCUCCUGCGCGCCGCCAACAUCAGCACCGAGAAGCUUGCGCGCGUCGCCGUCCGCCACCGCCUCUACAAGUACGUACGCCACAACGUCGCUGUCCUUGAAGAAAAGGUUAAUGAUUUUGUAAAGGCAGUACAAGAGGAGGGGGAAUUAGAGAUAUAUGGGGGAUUGGUCAAAGCCCCGAAAAUUCUUGCGGAUAUUGUGGAGUCAGUGGCAGCUGCUUUGUAUGUUGAUUGCAAUUUUGAUUUACAUAUUACAUGGAAGAUCUUUAGACAUCUUCUGGAACCCAUUGUAAUGCUAAAUGAUCUGGAGCAACAACCACAGCCUGUAACUAUGCUCUUUCAGUUGUGCCAAAAGGAUGGAAACCUGGUUGAUAUAAGUUACAGGAGGAAAGGAGCGAAAACAUUUGCUACAGUUACCAUCAAUGGGGAGUUUAUUGCCUCUGCUUCUUCCGAGCAAAGAGAAAUGGCAAAGCUCCUUGCUGCGAAGGCUGCUCUUGAAAAGUUGUCUCAUAAAUCUUGCAACCCAUUGAAGGAUACCAUAUUCAACCAACUCAAUAUGGAUGGUGAAAUUGAAGAAGCAAAACAGAAGCUGUAUGAGGUGUGUGGCAAGAAGAAAUGGCCGAAACCAAUCUACAAAAUCCAUAAAGAAGGCGGCGUUGCUCAUCAGAAGAUAUUUACAUGCUCGGUUGAAAUUGAAAUAUCAAAAGGUAUACUUGUGAUGGAGGGGAAAGAGAAGCCAAGAGUGAGAGAGGCAGAGAACUCAGCAGCUUCAGUAAUGCUCUUCGGUCUUAGAAACUCAAACUAUGUAUGAUUAUUUCCUAAACCUAGGAUAGUGUGUGUAUUUAGUGAAACAGCUCACCACAAUAGGAAUUGUAGUUGCACUAUCAAAUACUUUAUUCUCAAGAAUUUGACAAGGCAAUGAGGAUACUUUAUUUUUUUUACAUUGACCUAGUUUUGAUUGUUGAGUAGAGUUAAUUGACUCUUCA